CACUUCCGGUUCCAACCCCCACUCACUCCGGGUUCCACCACUUCCGGCCUCACAGCGGAAGCUGUGGGCUUGUUGUGCGCAUGCGCCCGCUCUUCCCGCCGUUUUCCCCCCCUUGUGACGUCAUCACGCGCGACAAAAGAAGGCCCAACAUGGCGGCGCCCGUCGAAGAAGAACCGGAGGCGGGCCGAAGCUGGCUCGGUUGUCCAACCGGACCCGAACGCGAUCGUCAAUUGCUUAUAUGAGCGUUUUAUCCAGAGUCCUUCACCUUGCGGUCGGUAUUUGGGCGGGAAUAAUUACGGAGAAAUCGCCAUCUUUGCUAGCGGCGGCAUUGGGACCGGGGACACGGAAGAGAGUAAAAAACCGCUGUUCUGCUUCGCGGCGCAUCGAGGCCCGGUCUAUGCUUUGGCCUGUGGGGAACGGCAACUGCUGAGCGCCAGCGAUGGGGAAAUCAAGGCCUGGAACUGGGCCGACCUGGCUAAAAAGGGUUGUAAAGAGGUUUGGACCAGGAGACCACCCUGCAGGAGCAGCCUGGAGGUCCCGGAGCUCAACAGCAUCCAGAUCAACCAUAGGGAUAACUCGUUAGUGAUGGCGGGGGGGGACGGGGUGGUCAGAGCCAUGGACCUGGAGAGCGGGGCCUUCACUGAGUUAUGGGAUCUGCGCCAUGGAUCCCAAGUGCAGCUGAUUGAGGUGCACAAAUACCCGGAAUGCAGCCGACCCCAACAUGGGAAAUGGAUCCGCUGUGUGGCCACCGACUCUGACUGGAUG
Coturnix japonica (Japanese quail) is the source of this 765-nucleotide messenger RNA. The record is from RefSeq and is a predicted model, not a curated record. Lineage: Eukaryota; Metazoa; Chordata; Aves; Galliformes; Phasianidae.